Molecule: messenger RNA, 4883 nt
Organism: Pseudoliparis swirei
Lineage: Eukaryota; Metazoa; Chordata; Actinopteri; Perciformes; Liparidae
Gene: smtnb
Product: smoothelin b
Exons: 20
Coding region: 231-3413 (1060 amino acids)
Biological process (GO): actin cytoskeleton organization
Cellular component (GO): filamentous actin; microtubule organizing center
Molecular function (GO): protein binding
Source: RefSeq, a predicted model, not a curated record
UUCUGCUUUCACGACGACUUGAUAGAGACGAGAAAACAAACGAAUAAUGCCCUCCGUUAGCGGGACGCGGGUUUACGUUCUUUAAAGGACAUUUCUGAUUUUAUCGACUUCGACGUUUGGGACAAAUUGAAGACAUAGAAACAGCAACAAGUCGUGCAGGUGGCAGACCCACGUUGACCGGUAACACCGAGACUCGCUAUCCAGACCUGAGCUCGACGAGGGAGUCCAAGAUGUCCGUGGACAGUUACUCUGCGCUGGACGAGUCGUCUCUCCGGGCGCUGCUGGAUGGAACCGUGGAUCUGGACGAGAGGCGCCUCAUCCGUUCAGCCAUCCGGGAGUUGAGGACGAGAGAGAUCGAGGACAUGGAGGCCGCUCUGGCCAGCAAGAGAUUUCGGCCCACACGCCUCAAACAGCAGGAGGACAAGGAGAACCAGCAUAGGUCUGAAUACAACGACAACCUGGAUGUCCUGUCACGAGAAUUGCAAUCCAUCCAGGACAUCGAUGAGCUCAUGAAAAUGCUCCGGGCCGCCAGCGAGUACGAGGAGAGGAAGAUGAUCAGAGCAGCCAUCCGACAAGUCCGAGACGAACCGCAGCAAGGGACUGUGGAGCGAGGUAAAGCUCCGGGUUGCUGCCUUGAGCCCGAGAGUGUGGAGCCCCAAAGCAGCAUGGGAACUGAGGAUACAGAGCGGGAGAGUCACGGUGAGCGUAUCAGGUCUCCGAUCCGGGAGUCGUGCGGCCAGCAGACGCAACAAAGCAGAGAGGCGCAGAGAAUAGGUUCCAACUCAGGCAUGGUGUUGGUUCUUGAUGACAUGGUGAAGGACGAUAGCCCUGGACCUCUGCUGAUCCAGCCUCAGAGAGAGGCUGUGACCACAGAGCCUGACAUGGAUCCGUCUCAUCGCCAAAGGUCCGACUCCUGGGCUUCAGACCGCAGUGGGACAUCUGUGCUUUCUAGGUCCAAUCUGGAUUCUGUGGCCUCAGAGAAGAGUCUGGGCUCGGCCUACAGAGCUCGGCUGGACUCUGGAGCUUCAGACAGGAGCCAGAGUCCCUUGCAGCGUGGUCGCCUAGACUCUGGGGCAUCAGAGCAAAGCGUCAGACAGAGACUGGGCUCAGAUGUCUCAGACUCCGGGGCUAGACCCCGUUUGGGCUCUGGGGCUUCAGACAGCAUUGGUCUUUUGCCACGGAAACGGACUGACUCGGGCACAUCUGACCAGAGUGUAAGUAUGUCCUCUGAGGAAAGGGGUCCAGUGGAGGAGGUGGAGGUAGCCACAAGUGGUUCGACUUCCAGCACAGAUUCGGAAACUGACAGCAGAAGAUCAGGUCCAGCCACCAACGGUCAGUCCAACCAGGACCACAUCAUUGACCAGGAGCAGCCUGAUGGGGCUGUGUUAUCCAGGAGAGGUCCUGCAUAUGGCCUCCUGAACGGCAGCGCCAAGGGAAAAGACGACUUGCAGAAACAACAGAUGACAAACGGCAAUCUGCACCUCAUCCAUGGCAAAGCAACAGAUUGUGCGCCUGAGAAGAAAAAUGUUGUGGAACAUUUCAACCGCACCAACUCUGUACGUGAUCGAAUGCGCAAGUUUGCAGAGCCCAGCCAGAGCCCAAAUGUCCCGGCUUUGAAGAAGGCUCCUCUGAGGAACGGGACGACCUCCAGCAGCAGCGGCCAGACGAAUCCCUCCAGAGCCACCGAGCUGUUUACACAUACAGCAGCAUCCCUCGGCACAUCUGGAGACAGGCCAGCUGGGCCACGUGUGGACUCCUCAUCUCACACCUCGGCUGCGUCUCAGAGUCAGGCCAUACCUCAGCCAAGGGGUGUGGCCAACAAGGCUCUGUCUUCAGUGAACCAAUGGGAGAACUCCAUGGGUGGGACGAGGCAUCCAGCUGAAGAAGAUGUGCAUGCCUCCAGCAACCCAAAGGAAGACAGGACCCCAGGGAGAGCAGCUGGACAGCAGGUCACCCAGGGAGAGGCAGACCCGGACAUGAAGACCUUCCUCACCAUCGAGAUCAAGGAUGGGCGCACCACCCCCUCCUCUCCGUCCUCCUCUAGGAGCAACAUCGUGCCCAUCACCAACAUGGCCCCACGCAUCACCACGAAUGCUCUGGGACAGAGAGCAGAGUUGACUCUUGGCCUCAGAGCGACACCAUUCAAGAUCCCCUCAUCCAGCCUCUCCUCCGGAUCUUCUUUUAAGAUUGAGACGGAGUCCUCAGUGGCCUCCAAGUCGCUGUUUUCAGUCGGACCGUCUGCGCAGGUGGCGUGUCGCAUCCCGGCCGCCGCUCAGGCCAAACCUGACGAGCGCUCCGGAAAACUGACCGCCGAACAGCUGGCCGCUAUCGAGGACGAAGAGCUCCUCGACAAAAUGCUCGAUGAAUCAAAAGACUUUGAGGAGAGGAAGAUGAUCCGUGCCGCCAUGAGAGACCUUCGUAAGAGAAAGAGAGAGACGAUGCUGGGAUGUACUCAGGAGGAAAUAGACCAGAGAGAAAAGGAGCGCGAGACCCGUCUGCAGGAGCUCCGGCAGCAGAGAGACGAGCGAGCGCAGAAAGGCCACGCUGGGGUCGGAGCGGGAGAGGUGGUGAUGCGGAAGGUGGAGAAGUCGGCGGACGGCUCCAGCCUCAGCCAAGUCACCAAGACGGACCGCUUCGCUUCCUCUGACGAUGGGAGCAAAUCAACACGCAGCACCGUCGUCGAGGCCAGUUAUGUGCAGAAAACCGACAGAGGGACUGUCCAGUCCAAAUCGUACAGCUACAGCUCUUCCACGUCAUCGUCCUCCUCCAACACGAGCAAGAAAGUGGGCAGCGUGUUUGACCGCGAGGACGACACAUCGUCCGGCGGCGGCGGCGGCGCUUUGGCCGCCAUGGAGCGAAGGCAGGCGGAGAGGCGCAAGGAGCUGAUGAGGGCUCAGACGAUGCCGAAGACCUCGUCCCUGCAGGCCCGCAAAGCCAUGAUUGAGAAGCUGGAGAAGGAGGGAGGCGGCCCUGGAAAUCAGGCGGUAACCAAGGUCCAGCGUUCCACCAGCUUCGGGGUGCCCAACGCCAGCUCCAUCAAGCAGAUGCUGCUGGACUGGUGCCGCGCCAAGACCCGCUCGUACGAGCACGUGGAUAUUCAGAAUUUCUCGUCCAGCUGGAGUAACGGCAUGGCGUUUUGUGCCCUGGUGCACAAUUUCUUCCCUGAAUCCUUUGACUACGACUCCCUGAGCCCCGGCAACCGCAGGCAGAACUUUGAGGUGGCCUUCAGCAAUGCAGAGACCUACGCCAACUGCAUGCCUUUACUGGAAGUGGAGGACAUGAUGAUCAUGGGGAAGAAACCCGACUCCAAAUGCGUCUUCACCUACGUGCAGUCUCUGGUCAACCACCUGCGCAGAUACGAGAUGUCCAUGGGUCGGCCGUGUGACCUCUGUCCUCCGACCUGUGCUCAGUGAGUGUGCAGCCCAGACGCGGCGCCAUCCCCAAACCCCUCCCCUUCACAGGCCCUGACCCCCCCCCCAAGCUCCAUCCUUACCUGACGACCACGUCCACUGUGACCGGCUGCGUCACAGAGUCGCUCAUCUCUGAUGGACAAGAUGGGGAUUGUGUGUGUGUGUGUGUGCGUGUGUGUGUCAUUUUGCUUAUUAUCUUUGUUGACAGUGGUGAUGUGUAUUCGAUAUUUCAUUAACGCUAAGUCCACUUCCAGCACGAAAGCGCCAAAGUUUUUCUAAGACUACCUUUUUGUCACAUCUUGUUUUUGUGUCUAGUUUUGUACAAGGUCGUAUUUAACAUGUGGUCGCCGUGUCGCUACACUUGUGUACUAAAAAACCUUCAAGACAGAAAAGAGAAAUAUCUUUUAUAGUAUUUCCCUUUUUACACUUAUUUAUACCUGCAUCUCCCUCGCUCGACCUUUGCAAUUAGCCGUCCUCGUUGGUACCUCCACAGAAGAGGAACAACCACGUGACGCUGGGUUUGGUCUUCAUUUCGGUACUUUGGAACUUUUACAACAUUUUGGCUGCUUGAAUGAUUUGAGCUAAGUUAUUACUAUUCUCAUGUUGAUGUAAACAAUUUUCAUAUCACUAUUUAAUACAUUAUCAUCGAGAUGUUCUUUCUUCAUUGUUCAGUUGUUGUGAAUAAUCUCACCUUUCUGAACUCUGUGCUACUGAGAGCAUGUUUCUGCCCCCUGUGUCACGGCACCACUGCACCGCCACACUAUCCUAACAGGGAAGAUUCUUCACUCGGGCAGAGAGGAAACGAGGAGGGGAGCCUGACGUCGGACAGCCUGACUGACGGCAUAUGUACAAAAGAGAAGUGUCCAUCAGUGCUGCCGCCUCGCUGACAUGCCUCGCCAAACCCACUCACACACCGCUCUGUUAGAGGGCUCUUUAUUUAUGAGAGUAGAUUCUUUUUGGAAAUAUCAUUUUUUAUUUUGUUGGUGUGUAUAUUGUGCUUUUAAAGGUUUUGUUUAAAGUGUGUCGAUCAGCUCAAGAUGGCACCUUGUCGUGUGAAACUAAUUUUGGUCACGCUUUGGACAAGUUGAUGAACGCCGGCUCUCUAUUUAGACGUGAGGAAUCAUGAGUCAACAUAAACGCCAAUUGUAUAUUUUACAACAUGAAGCUAAUGAAAUAUUUUUUAAUUAAGAUUUCUAUUCCUCUUGUAAAAUGUAAGAUUCCUCUGAGAAGAUGUUGAAAUUCUGAUGAUUUUUAGAGCUGAAUAAGCUUGAUGAAAGUUAUUUCUGAAAGCUCUUUUUAAGUAGAGUUAGAGAAAUUAUUUUAGUAUUAUUCCAACACUGCCAAUUGAAAAAAAAGCAAUACCUUCCACAGAGCAGUGAGUGGUGUAAAUAAGAGUGCAAACACAUUAUAAUGUCAUGUUUCUGUGCCACACAGUUAAAUGUGAAUUGAAAAUAAACCAAUUGGAGAAAUGAA